This is a messenger RNA of Plasmodium cynomolgi strain B, 1281 nucleotides long. RefSeq lists its product as hypothetical. Bases 1 to 1281 code for a protein of 426 amino acids. The record is from RefSeq and is a predicted model, not a curated record. The transcript has 2 exons. Lineage: Eukaryota; Apicomplexa; Aconoidasida; Haemosporida; Plasmodiidae.
AUGACGUUCAAAUCGGGCGCAGCGUUCCUUUCUAUUUUAACCCUCCUCAGCUUCCUUAUACGAUCCAUUUCCUGCAACAUGGAAAGAAGCCUUUUCAAGAAACUUCUCAAAAUGAGGUAUAAAGAUGACAACCACGAGGUUGCGCGUAAACCAAUUUAUAUCAAAGGGCGGCAAGAAGAGCAGAAAGCCACACUGGAUGAUUAUACACAAAAUAACAGUGAGUUUUACAACGAAUUGAGAAGCGAUUUAAGGGAAAAUUUAAAAAACCUAUUCAAAUAUGAAAGUACAAAAAAUGAACGCAGGGAUUCUGCAACUCAACAGAAGGAAGAAGAAAAAUUGAAGGAUAAAAGAAUGCUCAGGGGUCCGUUAAGAAUGCGUCCAAAGUACGAUUUAAAAAGCCUGUUAAGAAGGGAAAAAAAAAGGACAGAAACAAGGCUAUUCAAAUAUCCACAAAAACUCAGCUAUGAAGAGCUAGAAAUGGAGGACAUAAUAAAACCAGGAAAAAACGAUUAUAAAAUUGUUGAAGGGGGGCGCAUACACCAACCACUAGAAAAUAGCCACGAAACUGUCGAAAUAGGGCAGAUAGCUGAACCGGACGAAGAAGACUACGAAAUUGUUGAAAUAGGGCAGAUAGCUGAACCGGACGAAGAAGACUACGAAAUUGUUGAAAUAGGACAAAUAGAGGAACCGGAAGAAGAAAAGGGAAAAGAAAAAAAGGCUGAAAAAGAAACAGAAAAAAAGGCAGAAAAGGAAACAGAAAAAAAGGCAGAAAAGGAAACAGAAAAAAAGGCAGAAAAAGAAACAGCAAAAGAAACAGAAAAAGAGGCGGAAAAGGCCGAUACUCCCUCUCAGCUACUAAAUCCCUUCAACUUCGAGGAUAUAAUCACAAAGGAAUGGAAAGAGUUAGACGACAUAGACAAUAGGUCCUGGUCAGAUAUAACAAACAGCUGCCAAAUUGCAUUAUCGUACGGAUUAGAUUCCAACCCUAACAGGUAUAGCAAGAUGGAGAUGUGGAGAAACAAACAUAAAACAUUUUCUUUUAUGCGCUAUGCUAAAAAUAGAACAGAUAGACGAAACCUGGACGAUUUCAUGAGCCGUCUUAGAAAACUAAAGGGGGGUAAGAGAUAUGAAGAAUCGUGGAAAGAAGAAAGUGAAAAGUGGGAAGUUAUAAAAUAUCUUAAAAAAAAAAGUGACGAAAAUUGGUAUAAAAAUCUAAAGCAAUCAUGGGUACACUGGUUCCGUAGAGAAAUACCUGAAGCCAAUUUUGAUAUGUUUAUAUAA